Clonostachys solani is the source of this 660-nucleotide messenger RNA. NCBI's taxonomy places the organism in Eukaryota, Fungi, Ascomycota, Sordariomycetes, Hypocreales, Bionectriaceae. The record is from the annotation of a GenBank genome assembly.
AUGGACCAAAUUCCCUAUUUCGCAUUAGACCAGGCCGACCCAACCAAGGCUCGACAUGUACAAGACAGCGCUUUCAAAGAAUCUCUUGAUGUGCUACAGAGGAAUGAUCCCGACUCAGCAGGCAUCACAGUUCUUUUGAAGCUGCUUUUCAGCCUAUCGAAAUUGGUUGUUGUAAAGUCGGAGCUUGGGCUAAGUCAAGAUCCAGCUCUGAUGGAAACACUACACGCUAUCGUAUACAUUACCUUAACCCUACCACGCUACAACGAACACGUCAUAGGUGAAGAAGACCCCUUGACACCCAUUCAAGCGACUUACGAAGCAGUUCGUCUGGCAGUGAUCUUGUAUUUGUCCGGGCCCGUGAUGUUUGUGGCUGGCAACAAGUUCUCCAAUCCGGUGGCUUCUCACCUUAGAGGGAAAUUACCAAAGCUCCUCAAGGCGGACAUCAUCGACUGGACAGGCUUAGAACAGGUUGAGCUGUUUGUGCUGGCUUUUGGGGCCGUGACGGAAGUAGGAUCCCAAUUAAACCGCACCAUGUUGGAACGGGGCCUGCGAUGGAAUGACUUGGUCGAUAACUUACGCUCAAUGGCAUGGAUCGAUAUUGUCUGGUCGGCCAAGCUGAACGGGCUGCGUGGUGACUUGGCGCAUGUCAGUGGCAGCUAG